Lineus longissimus is the source of this 2364-nucleotide messenger RNA. RefSeq names its product amiloride-sensitive sodium channel subunit gamma-like. Gene Ontology annotation, molecular function: ligand-gated sodium channel activity. The record is from RefSeq and is a predicted model, not a curated record. Gene Ontology annotation, cellular component: plasma membrane. The coding region runs from base 149 to 1750 and encodes 533 amino acids. Gene Ontology annotation, biological process: sodium ion transmembrane transport. Lineage: Eukaryota; Metazoa; Nemertea; Pilidiophora; Heteronemertea; Lineidae. The transcript is spliced from 13 exons.
UCAUUUUCAUUUCUUUAGCGUUCGCGACACAUCAAUCACGAUGGAUCUUUAGCAGUCUAUAUUUUCAGGAACUGGACUAGGAUUGUCCACUAACAUUGGGGAUCGGAGAGUAUUUGACCACCUGAGAUUACAAUCUACUAACGCCGCCAUGCCAGAUGACAAGAAGGAACCGCUUCCUGAUGAUGAUGAGAUGGAUGAGGUGUCUGCCAAGGCGAGGCUCAAAGAGCUCAUGGCCGACAUCGACAUGCACGGGGUGCCCCGUAUACAGAUGGACCUACACAUUGCCAAGAAAGUCAUCUGGAUCACUGUCAUGUUCACCCUUCUAGGGGUCGCCGUCUGGCAGCUGUACACUGUGGUCGAGUAUUUCACAUCAUGGCCGACCUCCACCACAUUCGAAUACGUCUACGCUCGGGAAAAGGAAUUUCCCGCGGUGACCUUGUGUAACCUGAAUCCUGUUCGUAACUCAAGAACGACCAGGUUGCCAGACGGUUCUGCGGCAAGGACAUUUUUUGAUGCUCAGAAAGCACAGAACACCGGAAACGCUGGUCCACAACAAAGCGGGACUGGCACGUUCUCGUGGGACAACAUUAACUUCUCAGACCAACGAACCGACUACGACGCCAAAGUUUUAUUCUACCAGACAUACAUGGCCCUGUCUGAUGAGGAAAAACAAAAUGUUGGCUACGGUUUGAAAGAAAUGAUGCUGGACUGUGCGUUUAACGGAAAGACGUGUUCGCCCAGGAAUUUCACCAGGACGGUCCAUGCGCAGUUUGGAAACUGUUUUACCUUUAAUACGCCAGAUGACAAUGGUGAUGUAGCAAGUGUAAGCGCCUCUGGUCCUAUUCAUGGUUUGAGUUUGACUAUGCUUAUCGACCAGACGGAUUACUUCCCAACCAUUUCUGAAGCAGCUGGGCUGAAAGUGCUCGUACACAACCAGAAAAAGUUUCCCUUUCCCGAGGACGCUGGUAUGCUGGUGUCGCCGGGCACGGACACCCAGAUUGGGGUCAGACAGGUUGUUGUCCUGCGAGAAGUAUGGCCAUAUGGCAAUUGCGUAAACGUUACUGAUGAGGAAGCCAAAAAGAAAGAUGCCUACACGGAAUUGCUGACAGGAGUAAACUACACGGCUGAGGGUUGUGAGAAUACGUGUUUCCAGAAGAAAGUCGUCGAGGAAUGUAACUGCAAACAUGCGUUCUACGUAUACACCGGGUCAGCAUUUGAUGGUACGGACGUCCCGACAGCAGACUUUUGUAAACUUAACGAGAGAGUAACAAGGAUUUGCAUCGGACAGCUCGAAAGAAAACUCCAUAAUGGUUCCCUGACGUGUAACAAAGAUUGUCCACCAAGUUGCAUUGAUUACUCUUACCCAUCAACAGUGGCGUCAUCAACAUGGCCAGCACAUAAAAAAGAGAAAGAUGUGAUAAAUAUGUUGUCGACUACUAAUCCGGCUCUGCAGCAACUGAUUGAAGCACAAUCUACUAUAGAAGAAAAGCGGCUUUACAUGAGCGAGGAAAUUUUAAAAGUGAGUGUUUUCUACGAAGAUAUGAAGUACCAGUAUGUCGUCACAGCGCGCGCCUAUACAGUCGCGGAAAUGGCAUCGGAUCUCGGCGGAACAGUUGAGCUCUAUCUCGGCCUCUCGAUCGUCACCUUGGUGGAAAUGAUCGAGUUCUUCAUGGAUCUUUGCUUCAUCUGCUCACAGAAACGCAAAAUAAAGAAGACGAUGAAAAACAAAACCGCCCCAGCGAAGGCAUAAGAUGGCGUCAUGACGUAUUGGUUUAUCUCCAAAUAUUUCCGUUUCCUAAUUGUGUUUGAGACAGUAUAAGUUCGUCUGCAGACAAAAAGGCAAAUGAUCAAGAUAAGAUCCAGUUAUAAGAAUGUGCACUGUAAAAAUACUCGAAACGUUGUAAAUAGUUGUCGCACUUGCAAAAGGCAAACAAACCUGUGUAUAUACAAAGUCUGAAAAGCGUCACCAAAGAUUAGUGUGCACUUUUCAAUUACAAGUGUAGUUUUAUUGUUCUUCCUGGUUAUCCAUCUCGUCAGUUAUACAUGUUUGUGAUUACGUAGUUCGUGGACAUCCUUCCACGCCAUAGCUAUUUGCAUCAGAGAUACGAAGGAUUUAAUGAUCAGCGUUUUCCGUAUAGUUUUUAGGACAUACUAUUUUGUAUAUACUGUGUUUCCAUUUAGCCGGUUUUGACAAUCAGAAAACUAACAAAACCCGUUUUUACUUAUUCGUUUGUUUUAUUUUAUUUCGACAUGUAUGUGUAUAUCAAAUGUAAAAUGCACUCAUAAAACUGUUCAUGGGUUCUAGAUUAACUGUACAAAGAACGAAGAAUAAAAGAAUCACAAAUUUUAAACUGUUUCUAGAAA